Molecule: messenger RNA, 5714 nt
Organism: Ixodes scapularis (black-legged tick)
Lineage: Eukaryota; Metazoa; Arthropoda; Arachnida; Ixodida; Ixodidae
Gene: lili
Product: protein LMBR1L
Exons: 15
Coding region: 281-1723 (480 amino acids)
Biological process (GO): signal transduction
Molecular function (GO): transmembrane signaling receptor activity
Source: RefSeq, a predicted model, not a curated record
GUCGCUCAAAGAUCCCGGGCGGUAGCCGCGGUAGCUAAGGUUGGCUUGAAGUUUGGCUUGGCUUGCCCAAGACAAGCCAUCUUGAUUUGUUUACCGACUUUGAUUACUCUCCAAUGAUAGCUAAAUGUUGUCAGUGUGCUCAUUGUCACGGUCGUCAAGAUAGCAUUUGUCGCUUGUUUAGCAGUUGAAGUUCAGACAAACUCGUGCCGGUAUGUACAGCCUCGGGGCGCCAAACAGAGCCAGCCGUGACCAGUGGUCCGCUGUGAAGCCCGCGUAGAGCAUGGAGGAUGAUCCGGACGCGAGGGAACGUGUCUUCCACAAUGCAGUCCGAGAAGUUCUGAUCCAUUUCCUGUUCUUCCUGGUGCUGUACAUCUUUGCGUUCUUGCUCAUCUCCAAGUUCAAAAAGCGGAAGGAGUACUACUUUGCAGAUGAUGAUGAGGAUGCAGUCGUCUACCGCAUUUCCCUCUGGAUGUGCCACUUCAGCCUGGCAGUGUCCCUCGGGGCGGCCCUGCUGCUGCCAGUGUCCAUUGUCAGCAACGAGGUUCUGCUGCUCUACCCAACCAGCUUCUACAUCCAGUGGCUCAACAGUUCCCUCAUCCACGGUCUCUGGAACGAGAUCUUCCUCUUCUCCAACGUGUCCAUCUUCAUCCUGCUCCCUUUCGCCUACCUCUUCACCGAGUCCGAGGGGCUCCCAGGAUCCCGCAAGGGCCUGGUGUCCCGUCUGUACGAGACCUUCCUCGUCUUCUUGCUGGUGGCCGCCCUCCUGUUCGGCAUGACCUUCCUCCUGUCGGCCAUCUUGGACUACGGCAGGGCCAGCAUCCACUCCCUCUUCGCUCUCUGGAGCGGAUACCUGCCUUUCCUCUAUUCGUGCCUUUCCUGCUUUGGGGUCAUGCUUUUACUCAUCUGUACACCUGUUGGCUUUGCAAGGCUCUUCACAGUCAUUGGAGAACUGGUGAUCAAACCGAGGUUCCUGAGGGACAUUGAGGAGGAGCAGGCGUGCACCCUGCUGGAGGAAGAAGACCUCCACAGGAAGCUCCUCAGCCGCCAGGAGUUCCAGAUCCGCCCGGCGUACGCCAAUGGUAGCAACGGGACGGCAUCCGUGGAGCGGAGGCUGCGCCAGCUCCAGAGGAGGCGCCAAGAACUCGGCAUCCAGCGGUCAGCCUCUCCCUGGAGACGUAACCUGGCCUACCCGGUGGCCAUGCUGCUGCUGCUGGGGCUCACGGGCAUCUCCCUGCUGAUGGUGGUGCACAACACGCUGGAGCUGCUCGUCGGCAUCAAGGCCCUGCCCGCGUCCCCACAAGUUCGGCAGUUCUCGCUGGGCAUCAGCUCCCUCUCGGCCUUGGGCAUCUUUGGCUCGGCCCUGGAGGUGGUGCUCAUCUUGUACCUGUGGCUGGCCUCGGUGGUAGGCUUCUACUCGCUGCCGGGCUUCUGCCGCCUGCGUCCCCAGCCCCGGUCGGCCAGCCUGACCCAGGUCAUCGGCAACUGCGCCGUGCUGCUCCUGCUCAGCUCCGCCCUGCCGGUCAUCUCUAGGACCCUGGGCAUCACCAACUUCGACCUGCUGGGGGACUUUGGGCGCAUCGAGUGGCUGGCCAGCUUCCCACUGGUGCUGGCAUACAACGUGGUGUUUGCGGUGGCAGCCGCCACCAGUCUGGCCACCAAAAUGACGGCGGCCAUGCGCCGGGAGCUGCUGGGCCGCCUGGCCGCCUGGGGCAAGGACGACUGACCCCUCGUCGGGCGGCCAUGUCGAGCGACGGUAGCUUGUGCCGGACGUCCGAGCGACGGCAGACAGGAUGACACCAUCUUUUCCCCCCGGGUGGAGAGGAUUUGCCACGCAAGGCAGCUUGUGCUCGCCUCACGCUUGGCACAAAGUGCGCGAAGGACGUUCCAUACGCCUUUGCUGGCACGGUUUGCUUCCGGGUCUUUUUGCACCGCACCACAAUGUCCGAGUCAUAUUUCUGACAUUCCGAGUCCUUGUUAUUUGCCUUAUUUAAGCACUUUAUCUGCCACUUAGGAAAAAGGGCCUUGAAAUGGCCUCUAGUUAAGCGAUUGUUCGGUGCUUACUCGUUAGUGUACGAAAUACCUUGUCGAAGGAAAGUUUUUUUGUUGCAUGUAUUUUAUGCGCCUAGUAAAAUGUAUUUGUCUAAGCAAUUUGAAUGUAACAGGAACAUCCUCAUCUUUGUUUGUGCACGUAACUUUUUUUUUUUUGCAAAGAGUGGAGAAGCAUAUUGUUACGAGCUUCGGAUAAGUUUUCAACUUCUGUUCUUACUCAAUUUGGCUGUAAGAUACCGUUCAAACUGUCACACAGGAAGCAUCCGAUACUUUAGACUCCAAUAUUUUGGUGACCAGCUAGAGAGCAAAGACAUAUCAACUCUCCUUUUUGUCAAAAAAAUAUUGCCUCAUUGUGCCCAUGAUCUCGCUCUUCGAGCUUGGGCAAUGCAAGUUCACUCGAGACUAGCUCGCCAGCCAUACGGCUCUGGCUCUAAUGGCUUGCGAGACCAGUCAUGGGCAGGCUGGGUCAUUGUUUCAAAUUUGCAACACGAAAGGUUAGACAUUGAUCCCAUCUUUUUUUUGUUUAUUUUUUUGUUCACGAGCAAUGUAUUCACGUUUUUGGUUUUUCACACUUGCAUCCUCAGGAAAAAGAGGAUGGAAAACUUCAAAGUGAAAGAAAAGUCAUUUGCACCCAGACCGACUUGCCGGGGCUGGUAUCUGGCAGUGGUUGAAGCAUGGUGCCUUCUUGAUCGCUGGAGCAGGUUCUCUGUGGGCCCAACCAGUGUUAUCAGUUUAGCAAUUUUCCCGCUAAAUUUGGCAUUGUUUUUUGUCGUUUAGUGGGAGAAACGGCCGUCUUGCGGGCGGCCGGAUUUUUAGCGGAUUUCAAGUCAUGUUGGCAUUUUUUUUGGCGGUCCCAAACGUUCACGAAUUUACAUUUAUGGAUCCUAAAUAACUCGGCGGUAAGUCACAGUCAUAGGGUGGUCAUUUUUGCGUACUGUCAACAAAAUGGUUGUCAGUGAGAGUAACGCUCGCGACACCGUCGAGUUAAAACCUCGAAUUUUGCAACUGAUUUGUGCGCGAAUGAAUUAGUUUUCAAGUUUGCCAUACGAGACGAGCCCAGUAAGCUACGUGCUGAAAUUCAGAAAACGGAAUUCUAAGCUCGGAGCCCAGUUACUGGUAGCUUCAAGCGACGUUAGAUGAGUCGGCUACCCCGACAGCUUUCUUCAAUGCGGGUGGUCGCUGAAGCUUGGAACCAAAUGUUCCGCCGAAGAUGGGAACGAUGGAGGUAGACGUCGUCAGGCUAGACGCCUGCUAAGAGUGUGCAACGCACAUUGUUUUAUACAUGGAACCAAUCUGCGUCGAACAAGUUGGCUACCUUCUAAGACUCUUUAGACUAAUUAUAGCAGCGGCCCGAAAUUUAGCAGUUUUUCGAGAUUCCCAUCGGGGUUUUUUUUUUAAGUUUGCAACACUGCUUCCCCCUGCUCCAGGAUGGGUGGCCAGGUAGGGCUGGCUUUUCCUUCAACUCGAGCCCUCUUCUUCCUUUUUUCCGAGUUAUUUUCUUAAACGAUUAAACACUCGCUUCCCGUCUCUGGGGUUGCCUGCCCUUUCCCCGUCUCGACAUCGCCGUGGCAAGCGUUUUGUCGGUCGUUGUGCGUCCACUUAAAUUAUUGCCCUAAAUGUCUUCAUGCAGCUCUGCGAGAGACUCAGUUUUCCUAUUAGCACGGGGAUUAUGGGACUCUCUUCAAUUGUGGCACGAGCAUCUCUUGACACAGUCUAGAAAGAAACAUUCCUUGGCCUUUUGGGUCAGGUGCUGUUCAGAGACUGCGUCUAGUAAAGGCGUUUUUGCCGGUAAAAUUCACCGACUGGCAUCGCCUACUUCGGCAGCCGCAUUUCUUUGUUUGUUCUACGGAGAUGAAAUGAGCAAGGCCGACAUCUCGCAGCCAAAGGGGUUGGAGUGCAUUCCGAAAGUGAGCAGAAGCGAGAUCUUCCUAGCGGGCACCGUUGGGGCAACGAGGCGAGUCGAGAGGCCCACAAUGGCGCGAGAGAACCCUCGCCGCCCUUUUCCACGCAUUCGGGUGCGUCCACCCACUUGAUCAGGCUCGGCAGAUUUGCUGCACCCGUUAGGGUGCCCAAAACGAGCUCUUUGGGACGUCGAACCUCUAUUGGGCCGUUCGUCUCAAUGAUGCUGGCCCAGAAGGUGGCACCGAUUUGAAGACCACUGCUCUUCUUGGUCCAGUUGGAACCUGGCUUACUGCAGGUGACUUUUAAGAUGUGUAAACUGUAGUAAUCUUGUUUUAACUUUUCAUUUCUCCUGCUGCUGAUUUUAUCGCUCUCGAGGAACAUGCAAAGGAGCACUUUCCUUAUUGCUCAGUAUUGUGAGAAAUCUAGUCCAUUGUAAGAUGUGAUAAUUCCUUUUUGUUUUAAUGUAUCACCACGAGCCACGGAGAUUAUAGUUGAGCUUUACUGUUUGGGCAAAUUUCUGCAUUGAGGGAGGACACUACUUGGGAAGGUGAACUUGGAACAUCAAAUACUGUGCCCCUAAUGGGGGCAACGUCACAUUAAGUUGAAGGUACUGCAGCUUUUCGUGACAAAAGUCCAUGAAAAUGCAGAAAGUAAGCCCGCAGCUGCAUUUGUUGCAAAAUUUCGGUAGAGCUGCUUGGAAAACUGGCUCCACACAUCAAUUGAUUAUCAAAUGAUGGUUUCAAUCAAACUCAGAUUUUAUGCCAAAAAGUGAAACUGAAAAGGAAAUGUGUUAGAAAGUUUGGAAAGUUGCACUUUAGAGUGCCGGCACGUCUGAAAUAAUUUAUUCCGGAAAAAUACUUUAGUUACAGGAGUAAAAGUUUCUGACACCAUCCAUGAGGCUAUAUUGGAAAGCUGAUAAAGCUAGUACUUUUUUUUUUUUUAAUUUAAUUUUAAGGUAGUGUCCUUCCUUAAUAGAAAAAUUGGGCAGCAUAGGUGUGAAACGAUCCGAGCGCAUAAAGUCGGUGGGUGAUAAUGCGCGAGUAUUGUAAGGCUCAUUCUGGGCAAUAACCUGACAUAUGCUCCGAUCAAAGCUAGUAAGAGUUGUGGCAACGGAGGAUUGCUUUACGGUGACGAGGACGGCUGGUUCACGUGGCGAGCAAUCCUCGUACAAAAUUGCCGCAACCUUUUCUGAAAACUGGCCCGGGUGGCAGGCUGGAACAGGCUGCCACCGGGACAUUCUGGGACAGCAUCGAAAGUAUGAAAGGUCUUGAAAUCUGUCUCGGUUAAUCCUCGCUCAAUUUUCAAACCAAAACGAUCCUUGGCAGUUUCGGAUGGUCUAAUCUGGGCAGUUUAGGGGGUUUUGAGAACAAAAUAGGCACUUCAGCAAUAUUUUGCGAUGCCACGUUACCUGGGGGAGUGACUCUGCGAUGCAGAUGCCGGUUUGCUCGGAACAAGCCACGGAAGAAUCGUUGCGGAGAGAAAAGAGCGUCGACGCGCGCUUUGGAAAUGCACGCCUGGGAGCAGUCAGCUUAGAAGGCUUCUUUGGCUCGUUUUGAGUGGGAGCUGUGUUGGCAAGAACAAGAGGCUCCGAGGAGGCUGUCCAAUGGGCGGUGCAGCGACUGCGCACUGGUGCACAUGAGCCCAUGCCUCCUGUGUUAUCUAAUGAAUGCAGUGUUUGCACAGUGUGUUCACUAUUAAUAAACAACUAUUUUUGUAUUUCAACGGCAUUCUAAUGAAGCGUAAUAAAGCUUUCUGAAAUCCAA